GAGGAAGCAGAGUUAUUUUGAUCGUUAAUUUUUGUCGGCCAACUCGCUUGGUUCAAAUGGAGAUACGAUUGAACAUGAUGACCCUUUGUAGGACUUGCCUGCAGGAUGGCGAUGCUCACAUGGUGUCCAUUUUCCAGAUGGCGGACGAUAGGCUGUCUGGUGGCGUAUCCCUUUGCGACAAAAUCGAAAGUUUGAGUGGAAUUCAGAUAAGGGCAACGGAGGAGGAAGUGCUGCCGACCAGAAUCUGUCUCAGAUGCAAGGCAUUUCUAACGCUGGCCCACAAAUUCCGACAGAUUUGCCAACGCUCCAAUGAAUUUCUCAGAGAAUAUGUGGUAAAGGAUGCAGUCGAGCAAGUGGUGGUCAAGGAGGUGGUGCAACGAGUGGGUCCUUCAACUCCGCCACCAAUCGAGACUGAGCAGCUUGAAUCACCAGAGGAUGAGGUACUUGAAGAGGGAGUUUGGUCUACGGAUGAUCCCAUUGAGGAAACGCCACCCGAACCGGCGGAAAAGGAAAGGCCCACAGUUCUAACGGUGCAAACGCUUCCUGCUCCCUAUCCUGCUUCUGUCCCUGAACCUGCUCCUGCUCCUGCUGUCACUGCUAAAUUACAUGUGUGCGAGAUCUGCGGCAAUGGAUAUCCCAGGAAAAGCACGCUGGACACCCACAUGCGAAGACACAACGAUGAGCGACCUUACGAGUGCGAGAUCUGCCACAAGAGCUUCCACGUCAACUACCAGCUGAAGCGCCACAUCCGCCAGCACACGGGAGCCAAACCAUAUACCUGCCAAUAUUGCCAACGCAACUUCGCGGAUCGCACUUCCCUCGUUAAGCAUGAAAGAACCCAUCGAAAUGAGCGUCCUUAUGCCUGCAAGACCUGCGGAAAGAAGUUCACAUACGCCAGUGUCCUUAAAAUGCAUUACAAGACGCACACAGGCGAGAAACCCCACAUAUGCCAACUCUGCAACAAAAGCUUCGCUCGCAUUCACAAUCUCGUGGCGCAUCUGCAAACCCAACAGCAUCUAAAUGAUCCACGACUGACUAGCUAUCUUAGUACCUUCAAAGUGGGGAUUACUGUAGCCAAUGCUUAAUUUAAUAAGAUCGCGACAUUUUACCUUUGCUGAAUGCUUAAAACUCUGUAUAUACGACCUUUGUUAUAUAAAGUUUGCUAGAAAGAUUUCACAAAACUAAGAAACAUUCUAAAAAAAAAAAAUUUUUACAUUUUUACAA
Drosophila sechellia is the source of this 1224-nucleotide messenger RNA. Its product is annotated as zinc finger protein 449. Gene Ontology annotation, molecular function: zinc ion binding. The transcript is spliced from 5 exons. NCBI's taxonomy places the organism in Eukaryota, Metazoa, Arthropoda, Insecta, Diptera, Drosophilidae. The record is from RefSeq and is a predicted model, not a curated record. Bases 57 to 1085 code for a protein of 342 amino acids. Gene Ontology annotation, cellular component: nucleus. Gene Ontology annotation, biological process: regulation of gene expression.